GUAAUCAACGCACCUAUAAGGUGUGUGGAUACAAAAGUGGAGAGGAACGGGUCCUCUGUGUCAAUUAAAGACCACAUUCACUGGAGAAAGUCUCCUUCAACAGUUUCCCCCUGACGUGGAAUAAGUGAACAUGGAAUGGACAAUUUAACAACAGAUAAGACUAUCAGUACUGGUGGGAGUUCGGGAGUAUCAGGGAAAGUUGUAACAGAAACUGUAACCACCACCAGACUGACAUCGCUGCCUCCAAAGGGUGCUGGCAGGACUGUGGGAGUCGUGGAGAAGAAAAUCAUCACACAAAGCAGAAGCAGCAGCAGUACAUCUGGAGGGCUCUCUGUAGAAGUAUCUGGAGGUGCUUCUGAAGGUGGGGUGGGGAGUGGGUCUGCCGGAUCUGGAGCUGCCUUGUUAAUCAGUUCUGUGGGAGCCUCAGGAGAAGCCUCUGCAGGAAGCAGUUCUACAGUGAUCAGCUCUGUAGUGAGUGGUUCUGCAGUGAAAGGUUCUACAGUGAGCAGUUCUACAGAAAGCAGUUCUAUAGUGAGCGGAUCUGCAGGAGGUGGUUCUACAGAGAGCAGCUAUAAAGUGACCAGUUAUACAGUGAGCGGAUCUGCAGGAGGUGGUUCUUCAGAGAGCAGUUCUAAAGUGAGCAGUUCUACAGUGAGCGGAUCUGCAGGAGGUGGUUCUACAGAGAGCAGCUAUAAAGUGACCAGUUAUACAGUGAGCGGAUCUGCAGGAGGUGGUUCUUCAGAGAGCAGUUCUAAAGUGAGCAGUUCCGCAGUGAGCGGAUCUGCAGGAGGUGGUUCUAGACUGAGCAGUUCUAAAGUUAGCAGUUCUACAGUGAGUAGCUCUGCGCGAGGUGGGGACAUGUCCGCCGGAGGUGGUAAGAGCGGUGGCUCAGUGACGGUCACGAAAGGUGUGUCAAUGAUCAGCUCUGCGGGGUCCUCGGGAGGAGGCUCCGGAGCUGCUGCUGGAAGUGGCGCUGGAUUGGGCUCGGUGACCAUCACCACUGUCACAAAGGGUGGCUUCAGCUCGUCAGGGUCAGGAGGCACGAAAAGGGCACAGGUCUCCUCUUCUUCCAUGAGCUACUCCCCCCUCCCACUGGAGAGGAAGACCAUCGCCAGCCUCUCAGGGGGGUACGAAGGAAGUUCCAGUGAGAACUCUUCUCCUGAAUAUACAAGAAAAGAAUAUGCCUCGGCAAGUGCUGCCACCAGGGGGCGGAGCCAGAGCCGAGAGAGUGAAAUCAGAGCAAGACUGCAGAGUGCCUCUCCCUCCACACGAUGGACGGAGCUGGACGAUGUGAAGAGGCUGCUGAAAGGCAGCCGCUCCAGCAGUGUCAGCCCUCCCCGCUCCCCCACCAACACCCUGCCCAUCCCCAAGAAAGCCACUGUGGAGACCAGGGUUGCCACUGAAGUCUGCCAGUCAGGGCAGUACGACGCUGCUGGUUUGGACUCGGCCCUGCCCUCCUACCUGUGGACCAGCUCCACGCUGCCUUCCGGAGCCUCGCCUGGGUUUGGCUACCACACCAAUCCCAACAACCUGUCCGCUUUUGGUGUCGCUCCAGCAGUUCAAGGGGUCCCGAACAACCUGACCUUGGGCUCCACUGGUGGAGGCAGUGUUAGUGCUACAGUGCAUGGUGUUCAGAAUAACCUGGCCACCACCUCUAUGAGUGCUCUCACACCAAAUGGAAUCAACACAGCAUAUGGGGGACAGAAAAACCAGUCCACCAGUGCUGUCAGCGCAGGUGUCUCCACCGCAAAAGCUCCCAGCGGCUCCCAGAGUGAUGACGUCUUCCUGAAAGACUGCAAGUUCCUGAUUCUGGAGAAGGAGAAUGUCCCAGCCAAGAAGGAAUCAGAGCUCCUAGUCAUGACCAAAGACAGCGGCAAGCAGUUCACCACUGCCACCACUGUUGGCCCAGGCACAUUUAUAGAUGAUUCAUUGAAGAGGGAGAAGAAGAUGGUGUCGAGCUCCUCUGAAGCAGCCACAGAUUCAAAUGUCUUCUUUGGAUCUCAAAAGGUGUCAACGAAAGACAAGGCAACAUAUGCAGAGAUCCAAAAGGAGGGGGAGUCUGGUGGCCUGGGAGGUUUCUGUGGGGACGGGAGUUGCUGCUCCUGGUGGAAGUGGCUACUGGGGUUGCUACUCACCCUCCUGUUUCUCCUUGGCCUCUUGUUCGGACUUAUAGCACUGGGUGAAGAGGUGAAGAAACUGAAAGCUCGAGUGGACGCUCUGGAGGGACCCUCUACUAGCGCCCAAGCAAGCCGCUUGGAGUCAUCUGUCAACAUCGUCGACCCACUGGAAUCAUCCUAUGUGGACCGUACCGGUCUCACCAGGUCGGAUAAUACCAUUAACCUGGGCAUACCGGCCUCCGCAGACACCGCGGCCCUGCAACAGACCAUCCUGAAGCUGCUGAGGUCUGAGCUGCAGUCUGAGACUGUCAGAGCAACACUCGCCUCAUCAAUCAAAGGAGAGAGGGGGGAGCCAGGAGCUAAAGGUGAACCUGGAUUUCCUGGCAUACCGGGACUCAAAGGUGAAAUGGGUUUCCCAGGUGUACCAGGUCCUCCAGGUGUCACUGGACACGCAGGACCGGAAGGGCCCAAAGGACAAAAAGGAAGUGCAGGGGAACAUGGACCAGAGGGCCCACCUGGGCAAAGGGGUCGAGAGGGACCAACAGGACCACGCGGGGAGCCAGGUCCCCAAGGAAUUGGGGAGAAAGGGGACAGAGGUUCUCCAGGUGAACCUGGAAUUCAAGGACCUCCUGGACUGGCUGGACCAAUGGGACCUAAAGGUGAAAUGGGUGCACAGGGUGCUGCAGGUUUGCCUGGUGCACCAGGACAGCAGGGUUUCCGGGGAGAAACAGGACCUCAGGGACCAAAAGGGGAGACUGGGGCCGCUGGCUCAGCAGGAAGCAAAGGUGACCCAGGUGAGAAAGGACCACGUGGACCUGCAGGUGAACCAGGGCAAACAGGACAGCCAGGACCAGCUGGAGAGAAAGGACCAAAAGGAUCUGUGGGUCCCCCUGGGUCUGAUGGCGACAAAGGCCCCAGAGGUGAUCAAGGACCAAUCGGAUUGCCAGGAGUCAGAGGACCAGCUGGGCCUCCAGGAGAUGCCGGUGUUCCAGGCAGUCCUGGGCUUCAAGGACCACCAGGGAUACCAGGAAAUCCUGGACAGCCUGGAGCUAAAGGUGAAGCAGGUGAACCUGGAAGAGUCAUUAAUGCAGGUGGUGCCAGCUCUGUGCCCAUCCCUGGGCCUCCUGGAAGUCCGGGCCCUCCUGGCCCUGCCGGUCCUCCAGGGCUAUCAGGUCCCAUUGGCCCUGCUGGACUUCCUGGCCCUCCAGGUCCUAAAGGGGACAAAGGGGAUAAAGGUGAACAGGGAGAGCCUGGCGUUACUGUGAAAACUGUUGAAAAAGUCAGUGCCCCCACAUCUGAGGUGAAACCUAUCCCUGGCACUCCUGGCACUCCUGGCAAUCCUGGACCACCUGGGCCUUCAGGGGUCCCUGGGCCUCCUGGCCCCCCAGGACCUCCAGGGCUCCCAGGCACCUCAGGGGUUCCAGGACCUGCAGGACCUCCUGGCCCUCAAGGAAAGACUCAAGAAGGUCCUCCUGGUCCUCCUGGUCCUCCUGGUACUCCUGGCUCUCCAGGACAGCCAGGGCAGCCAGGUGUUGGUUUGCCAGGACCUCCAGGUGAAAAAGGAGAACCAGGUAGCUUUGUGCCAAACUCAGGGACAUUCUUUGCUGGACCUCCUGGACCUCCUGGACCUGUUGGGCCUCCUGGGUUUCCAGGGCCGGAAGGACCACAAGGUAGUCAAGGUGAAAGAGGAUAUGACGGAGAGCCAGGCCAGCCCGGCCUACCAGGGAGUCCUGGCCCUCCAGGCGGACCUGGUGAACCUGGGAGAGGAUACCCAGGUGAGCCAGGACCUGAAGGACCCCCUGGUCCCCAAGGUCCACAAGGUGCCCCAGGACCAGAAGGUCGCCCAGGUGAGGCUGGUGUUCCAGGUGCUCCUGGAAUUCCUGGAUCUUCAGUGGGUGGCCCCUCGAGAAGCUCCCAAGGACCUCCUGGUCCCCCUGGCCCACCAGGACCUCCAGGUCGCCCAGGUGAGGGCUCUGGGGUGCCAGAUGUCCAACAGCAGAUUGUGAACUAUCUUCAAAGUGAUGGUAUCAGGCAGUACUUGGCUGGCCCUCAGGGUCCCCCCGGCCCACCAGGACCCCCAGGCCCAGGUGGACAGUCUGUGGAUGAAUUGGCUUCUCGUGUCCUUGACUACAUCCAAAAUGCAGGCAUUGCUAGCGGUGCCCCUGGUCCACCCGGCCCUCCUGGUGCUCCUGGCUCCAUGUCCAUCAAUGACAUUAUUUCUCUGCUACAGCGGGAGGAUGUGCGCCAGUAUCUGGUUGGUCCCCCAGGUCCUCCUGGACCUCCAGGUGUUAGCCAUGCCAACUUUAACCCCCAGGAAGUAGCAGGGCGUGUCAUGACACUCAUUAACGAACGUGGCAUUGCUGGUGUACCUGGACCCCCAGGCCCUCCUGGACCUCCAGGCCUACCCGGCUCUUCCCGAGUGGACAUUUCUGCUCUGCUGGAAAACUCAGAAUAUCAGAGGUACUUUGGGUCCCUUGGAUCUCCUGGACCCCCUGGACCCCCUGGCCCACCAGGACUUCCAGGACCUCAGGGACCAGUUGGCCCUCCAGGGCCUCCAUCUGGUGAUGGCUUUGGCUACGGGCUGGAGGACAUUCGGGACUACCUUCAACGCACUGGUUUCCAUGGCCCCCCUGGGCCCCCUGGUCCUCCUGGUCCUGAGGGGCCCCCUGGAGUGUCAAGAGGAUUGGUGUCUUAUGCAGAAAACGUGCCGGAGGGCCGUAUCCGCACAGAGCUCCAGGAGUUUCUCAAAAGUGACAGCAUGCGGAGUUUCGCCACAGGGCCCCCCGGGCCCCCUGGUCCUCCUGGACAGAAAGGAGAGCGAGGGGACCCCGGAUACCACAGGGAUCCUCACGGCAGCAGGUUUUCCGAAAGCGACUACUCCAACAUGGCUGUAAAAGUGACAGAUUAUAUCAAGUCCCAGGGUCUGUUACGGGAAGCCCUCUAUGAUCGUUACCAGCGUGGAAAUUACCAGGUGGUCCAAGGGCCGCCAGGACCCCCAGGACCCCCCGGGCCUCCAGGACGUAUCCAAGCCACUGGUGCCUAUGGCAAUGUGACUGCUGACCUUCUGGAAUACAUCAGAAACCAUGGAGCCAUUGUUGGUCGCCCAGGGAGACCAGGACAAAAAGGGGAAAUGGGUUAUCCUGGACAAAAGGGAGAGAAAGGUGAAAUGGGACAGCAAGGAAUCAUGGGGGAACCAGGAUUGCCAGGCCUGGAUGGGGCUAAAGGACAGAAGGGUGAAAAAGGAGACUUAGUGCUUUCGAGUCGGCGGAGGAGGCGGAGCAUCGGUGUUUAAGGUGAAGGCAUGAACCUGCAAAGCUGCUGUAGUUUACAGGGCUACGUCAAGUGACCAUGAACUCUUUUAGCUCUUCACUGCAUAUCAGGGAAAGAAAUGGUAUCAGUUGCCGUUUAAGGGGUUCUUUACUGCUUUGCUUGCUGUAGAGAUUAUUUUAUUUUAUUAUUUGUGAUGUUUAUUCUGCUUUACAGUCAUGAUUUUCUGAAUUAUUUGGUCAGGUCAGGGGAAAAGUAACAUUUACAAUCUGAGGGCCUUUUGUUAUGGUCCAUGUAGCACUGAAUCUUUAAUUGUAUUCAUUGGGGUGUAAAUUUCACGUUAACUCUAGGUACGGUCCACGGGAAUAAAAGCAGCAAUUCAUAUUCAUUUAUGUAUCAUCUGUAAAAUAAAAGUAAGCAUUUAAUAUAAACUGAAAUAGAAAUGGCAACCCAUACACUAACUACGACUAAUUGAGCGUUGAGUGUUUACGAUAUUUUUGGCAGCAUUCCAUCAGAGUAGUGUU
Molecule: messenger RNA, 5908 nt
Organism: Megalops cyprinoides (Indo-Pacific tarpon)
Lineage: Eukaryota; Metazoa; Chordata; Actinopteri; Elopiformes; Megalopidae
Gene: col17a1a
Product: collagen, type XVII, alpha 1a
Exons: 57
Coding region: 136-5409 (1757 amino acids)
Source: RefSeq, a predicted model, not a curated record